Molecule: messenger RNA, 1031 nt
Organism: Toxotes jaculatrix (banded archerfish)
Lineage: Eukaryota; Metazoa; Chordata; Actinopteri; Toxotidae
Gene: aspdh
Product: aspartate dehydrogenase domain containing
Exons: 8
Coding region: 98-934 (278 amino acids)
Biological process (GO): NAD+ biosynthetic process
Molecular function (GO): NADP binding; L-aspartate dehydrogenase [NAD(P)+] activity
Source: RefSeq, a predicted model, not a curated record
AUUCCUGGAGUUGUGGGCUGAUAGUUGUGCCUCAAGUAGGGAGACAGCUCUGGAGGCGUGUGGGAUUAUCGGGGUGAGAGGAGCAAUAAAUAUAGACAUGGCAACCAGCUCUUCUUCUAUGAAGAUUGGUAUCGUAGGAUUUGGACAUCUAGGGCAGUACCUGGUGGAGAGAAUUCUUAAAGAUGGAGCUGCUCUUGGUUUGACUCUGGCUUUUGUUUGGAACAGAAAUUGUGACAAGCUCAAAGGUUUAGUUCCUGAUGAACUCAUACUCAGUGAUCUGUCAACUUUUGCAAACAGGCAAUGUGAUGUGAUUGUAGAAGUGUGCCAUCCUCAGAUAGUGAAAGAAUUUGGGCUCCACUUCCUGUCUCAGUCCCAUUUCAUGGUGGGAUCCCCCUCUGCCCUUUCUGACCCUGACCUGAAUGAGAGGCUGCGUCAGGCAGCUCAGCAGCAUGGUCGGACACUCUAUGUCCCCAGUGGAGCAUUAUGGGGAGGCCAGGACAUUCAGAGGCUGAAUGAUAGUGGAGCCUUAAAGGCCUUGUUUAUAAGAAUGUCCAAACAUCCAUCCUGCUUCAGGCUGACUGGAGACGUCCUCUCUGACUGGACAGAGGGAGAGGGCAGGAGAGUUUUAUUCAGGGGCUCAGUGGCAGAGUUGUGCCCACUUGCUCCUAACAAUGUUAACACCAUGGCAGCAGCAGCUGUGGCAGCAGGAACACUCGGCUUUAGUGGUGUUCAGGGAGAGAUUGUGUCUGACACAGCGUUAAGUGACUAUCAUGUGGUGGAGGUGGAGGUGACUGGGCCUGAUGGCUUCUCAGUGCACACAGUGAGGAGGAAUCCAGCCAGACUCGGGGCUGUAACUGGCAGUGCAACAUACAACUCCUUCUGGAAUAGUUUACUCAUUUGCAAAGGUCACGGGGGCAGGGUUUAUUUAUGCUGAAGCAGGUGAGGACUCCAGAGGAUUACCCACAACACAGGAAGAUGAUCCACAGCAAAAUUCCACAUAGAUUAGAUGGUUUAUGGGGGAUAAGUUGUGU